AUGGCCUCGGUGGUUUUUCCAUCGCUCAAGCUGAGGCCAAGCUUCUCCGCCGCCACGUCACCCUCCUCUUCCGCCGGCGAUGUCAAACACCGUCCCGCCGUCAUUCUCCCGGGUUUAGGGAACAAUUCAGGAGAUUACAAGAAGCUACAAGUAACAUUGGGUGAGUACGGUGUUCCUGUGGUUGUUGCAGCUGUAUCAAGGCUCGAUUGGUUUAGAAAUGCAGCCGGUUUAGUUGAUCCAGCCUAUUGGCGUGGCACGCUCCGCCCUCGCCCUGUUCUUGAUUGGUACUUGAAAAGAAUUGAUGAUGCAGUCCGCGAAGCCAAUGAGUUAGCUCAAGGUCAAAGAUUGUCUUUGAUUGGUCACUCAGCUGGAGGAUGGCUUGCUCGAGUUUACAUGGAAGAGUACGGAAACUCUGAUAUCUCUUUGUUGUUGACACUUGGUACGCCUCACUUGCCACCACCGAGAGGACAAUCAGGGGUUAUUGAUCAAACAAGAGGUCUUCUCUAUUACGUCGAAGAGCAUUGUGCAAAAGCUGUUUACACUCCGGAGCUGAGAUAUGUCUGCAUUGCCGGGAGAUACAUUCGUGGAGCUCCUUUGGUGAACAAUGUAGAUGCAGAUGUUGAUUCUGAUGUGACUAUGGGAAUCAAUAGUGGAGCAGCGAUCUCAGAGUUUGCUAUAGCAAGCGACAAGAAGAGCGGUUCACAGGUUUCUUCAGGGCCUAGUUUCCGUGCUCGUUUUGUAGGGCAAGGAUACAAGCAAGUAUGUGGAAAAGCUGAUGUGUGGGGUGAUGGAGUGGUGCCUGAGGUUUCAGCUCAUCUUGAAGGUGCACUUAAUGUUAGCUUUGACGGUGUUUACCACUCGCCUGUUGGCUCAGACGAUAAAACCAGACCUUGGUAUGGUUCACCAGUUAUUGUAAAGGACUGGAUUCACCAUCUCAUCGAGUGA
Molecule: messenger RNA, 945 nt
Organism: Arabis nemorensis
Lineage: Eukaryota; Viridiplantae; Streptophyta; Magnoliopsida; Brassicales; Brassicaceae
Source: the annotation of a GenBank genome assembly